AGAAACAUGAUCUUCAUCACCAAAACAAGAAGAUCUCUCGCACGUGUACAAUGGCGUCAUCACCUUCCCACAUGCUCUUAUCGCUGUCGGUGCUACUGAUGCUUCUUGCACUGCCCAACGUCGACGCGCAACGGCAAAGCACGUCGAGAUGGAAGCGGAGCUUCGUACGAAAAUUCAAGCCUCAUCAUCAAAAGUUUCAACCUGGGCCAUGGAACAUGGCCCAUGCUACGUUCUACGGUGGGAGCGAUGCAUCUGGGACCAUGGGAGGUGCGUGCGGCUAUGGAAAUCUAAUCAGCCAAGGUUAUGGCAUGCAAACAGCGGCAGUGAGUACGGCAUUGUUCAACGAAGGGAAGUCAUGUGGGGCAUGCUAUGAGAUCAAGUGCAUCAAUGCAGGACAAUGGUGCAAGGCAGGUGGCCCAUCUCUUUUCAUAACUGCAACCAACUUUUGCCCGCCCAACUACUACCUUCCCAGCAACAAUGGAGGGUGGUGCAAUCCGCCCCAGGCUCACUUCGAUCUCGCCCAACCUGCAUUUCUUCAGAUAGCUGAGUACAAAGCUGGGAUUGUGCCCGUGACCUAUCGCAGGGUUCCAUGCAAGAAGGAAGGCGGGAUCCGAUUCACAAUUAAUGGUCACCGUUAUUUCAACCUUGUCCUGAUUUGGAAUGUGGGAGGUGCUGGAGACGUCCACAAGGUCCUAAUCAAAGGGAAUAAAUUGAAGUGGACAUCUAUGAAACGCAACUGGGGUCAAAACUGGCAGAUUGAUGCUGACUUGAUGGGCCAAUCUCUAUCCUUUAGAGUCAUCACAAGUGAUAAACGGUCCUCCACUUCUUGGCACAUCGCCCCACGUGAUUGGCAACAUGGCCAGACAUUUGUUGGCAAGAAUUUCAAGUAAGAAUUGAAAAGUAGAUUGAUCAAAUUGUAAAUUGGACCUGUUUUAUGUAAAUGAUCUUCAACCGUUCAUAUUAAAGGGGGCCAGUUUGGCACAUGGAAGU
Magnolia sinica is the source of this 990-nucleotide messenger RNA. RefSeq names its product expansin-A16-like. Gene Ontology annotation, cellular component: extracellular region. Gene Ontology annotation, biological process: plant-type cell wall organization. The transcript is spliced from 3 exons. NCBI's taxonomy places the organism in Eukaryota, Viridiplantae, Streptophyta, Magnoliopsida, Magnoliales, Magnoliaceae. The coding region runs from base 51 to 890 and encodes 279 amino acids. The record is from RefSeq and is a predicted model, not a curated record.